Molecule: messenger RNA, 8205 nt
Organism: Salvelinus fontinalis (brook trout)
Lineage: Eukaryota; Metazoa; Chordata; Actinopteri; Salmoniformes; Salmonidae
Exons: 24
Coding region: 305-6103 (1932 amino acids)
Molecular function (GO): guanyl-nucleotide exchange factor activity
Source: RefSeq, a predicted model, not a curated record
AAAAACACAGUGCUGCCAGAGAAGCUCAAGACUGGAGCCAGUGAAGCAACAGGAAGCAAGACACUUCAUCGCUUGGAGCUCAACUCACUCAAACUUGCGGAAAGUCACUAAGGGAUGGGAGCUUUCCUACUUACUCGCAGACCACUAACUGUCAUGUGGACCUACCUUCAUCAAUGGCAUUAUCUUGGCUAUUAAGAAACGUGAGAAGAAGACCGCUCUCGCUAGAGUCAAUUAUCUGGGCGGAAUUAUCAGGACAAAAUGUGAAGAAACAUUCUGCAGGAUAGAAGAGAUACUGUCAGGAAAGAUGAACCCAGAAUCCCUGGACUCGUCCAUCCAGAGCGCCCUGUCGGCUCUGUUCCCGCCCUUUGAGGUCACAGCGCCCACCGUCCUCAGUCAGCUGUUCAGGACCAUCGAGGAGCGUUUCCACGGUGACGCACUGCACUGCUUGCUGGACUUCCUCAUCCCGUCCAAACACCUCUUGGAGAGUGUGCAGCAGGCGGCGUGUGCUGCAUACUCGGAUGUGCUGUUCCGUUGUGAGGGCUGGCCCCUGUGCCUCCGUGACAGGACCGUGAUCCAGCUGGCCCCCCUCAACCCUCUCCUGCUGCGCCCCGGAGACUUCUACCUGCAGGUGGAGCCCUUUGGCGAACAGGCUGCCCGCAUUGUCCUCAAGAGUCUCCUGGAGGAGGGCUGCUACGAGGUGGAGGAGACCCCCAUCCCCGACACCACUUACCCCUAUAUCUUUACCCUUGAUUGGCUGAAGGAGGUGAACGACGGACGCCAUGGCACCCCGCUGUCCCACUGCCUGCUUUCCACCGACCAGGGAGUGAUGAAGGUGCCCUGGGCGCAAGUGGCAAUCCCCGAGUUUCUGGUCAAGCACAAGACCAUGACUACAUCAAGUGUUAUCCGGGACGUUCCGUUUGAGUCACGGCAGUUGCAGAUUCCAUCCUCUUCCGACUCUACCGCUUCCGCCCUUUCUCUGGAGACCAUGAUCCUUCCUGCCAGGGACGGGAUAUCUGUGUCCUUGCGACUCAUGGACGGUACCUCGAAACUAAUCAAGGGUGACCAUGAGAAAUCUGUCACCAAACCGCAUGCCAAACCACUAGUCAAGCCUGUGGGCUGGGUGUCGCCCAAUACCUGGGACACCAGCUGGAACUACUGCGAGAUUGAAGGUGACUAUGUGGAUUUAGUGGAGUUCUCCAAGGAGAAAGAGUCUCCUGCGGGACGCAGUAGGACUCCCAAACCUUCAAAUCCUCCCCCUUUGUUCAAACCGGUCAGGCCCCCUCCUCCUAUACCACUUGGGAGUAGCACCUCCUGUGGGUGCACCCUCAGGUUUUCAGAGGAGCCUUGCACACCAUGCAGCCAGAGGGGGCUAGGGCAGGAGCCUAGUGGGCAUGAACUAAAGUGCAGGUACAGGGACUCUUACCUAGCAGCCCUGCGCAACCCAGUUCCCUUUGAGAGGGGGAGCGUAGGACUGCUAGCUGCUCUGGAGGAGUCCGGCCCCUGCGGAGGGGAGGAGCCUGGCUUCGAGGGUCACGCCAGAGGUCUGGGUCAGGAUCACUGGGAGUGCUGUAACCACUAUAAGGAGCCUAUUGUAGGUCACGAGCCACACCAACAUGGGCACUUUGCUAAGGAAUCCCCAAACCUAAAUCACAUACCACACAAAUCUAUCAAACCUGCCAUAACUCACAAACCAGGAAAACAUACUAAAGAACCUCAAGUCAUUCAUAAACUCUGCCAAGUGGAACCCCAUAAUCAGGAACUUCAAACAAACCACAAAGCCCAUCAAACAGGACCUGACUCAAUGCUAAUGUUACCUCCGGUGGGCCAUCACCAGGGCGUGGUUGAUGCCUUUGACUGUGACUUCACCUCCAAGCCAGUUUGGAACCCGGAGGCAGUGAAAACCAUUGGUAAACACAAGGCCAAGCCCAGGGCAUUCUCCACUGUGUCCGAGACUGCCAGAGGAAGUCCUCUGGUCCAUAAACUGAACAACAGGAGCCACAGUGACAUCUGUCCAGAGAUGACCCCCGUCUGUGUCCAGGUGGUGCAGUGUAAGAAAAUCAAUGCCUUCGGCCUGGUAUCCCCCAAGCUGGAGAGGCGGCAGUCUGCAAAGAAUGCUCAAGAUCCCUCGCCUGGCAAAGUUGAAACGCAGGCUACUGCACCCUCCAUCGGACCUGACACCACACUCCAGAGUCCAAAGACCAAGCCCUCAGCUCCCCCAAUCCCACCCCCCUCCCCCAUACACAGAGCUCCUCCAUAUCCUCCCUCCCAAGACUCCAUCUUCAGAAGUAUCAGUGGGCUACUUCACCUGGGCUUCGUCAGUCUACCAGGUAGCAGAGACAGGGUGGGCAGGGCCGUGCUGGAGGUCCAUGGGAACAGGCAGGCCUGGAUGUCUCCUCUGCUGUCUGCCCAGGAGGUGUGUAAAGUGCUACUUUACCUCCACUCCAUCCCCAGAAAAGAGGUCCGGGACCUGGGAAUGACAGUGGUGAUCAAUGCCAGGAAGAUGCACCCUCCCUCCCUCUUCUACAAAGCCCUAAUGAUGGUUCAGGAACAAGCCCUGAAUGCAGUCCAUAGUGUGCUGAUACUGGUGGAUAAAGACACAAGCCCUCGACCUGAAAGACACCCUGGGCUACAGAUGGAAGUGGUGACCUCUCUGAAGGCGCUGCACAAGAUGGUGGAGGGACAACAGCUGACCUCUGACCUAGGUGGGAACUUUCCCUACAGCCACACUGAUUGGCUGCAGUUUCACCAGAAACUGGUUUCCUUUGUGUCGGAGUUGCAAGGGGCAGCCCAUUUACUACAUAGAGCAAUCAAGAAAAUUGAUGGUAAUCUCAAAACGGACACCGCCCAGGAUGUUCAGCUAUCUAUUCACGAUCAGAAGACCUCAAUGAAAGAGGUGCUGCAGGAUGCCCGAUUGGUCCCUUUACAGAGAGAAGGUGGAGCCAUUCUGACCAGAAUGAGGAGGGAGGAGUUUCGAUUUACCAAGUCCGACGACUACAGGGAUGCCUUGGAGUCGGUGACGGUCCUAUAUAACCAGGUGGAGGAGAAUGUUCACACCCUGGUGAUGAAGUCCAAUGAAUCACUACAGCAUCUGGACUUCCUGCUCAAACUCAGGGAGGCGGAGUCAAAUCUUAACACGGCCAAGGCAUGGUUUGAUACAGAAGGAGAGCAAUGGCUGGUGUUCUCCAACUCCACCGAGGACACACUGGAGAGUGUGAACCAAGCCCUUCAGCGCUUUGACACCGUCCUCACUCAGGCCAAGGAGAAGAAACAGAAGACCUUGACCCUGGUGAUGGAGGUGGAGAAGAUUCUGGGUUCCACCAACUCCAACCCCGAGACUGAGGUUUUUAGGACUGUGAUGAACACGUUCAAAUCUAAUAUGGCCGACUUUAUGUUGCGCGCUGAGCAACGGCGUACCGAGCUUGACAACAUGGCACAUGUCUACCGCUUCUGUGAAGAGGCUGCUGCCCUUGCCAAGGAAUGCAGGCAAUAUCUUGAGCAGCUAGAGACGGAGCGCUAUCCUGCCAAAGCCUGUCUAAGCAUGCUUAAGACCUACGAGGAGAGAUUGGGUGACUGCUUCUCGUCCCGACACUUCCAGAAGAUCAAAGCCAAAGCCUGCAGCGUGAGAGGCUCUAGGGAGAUGAAUUUGUGGAAUUCCACCUGGAUCCAGUGCCAGGAAGUCAGCCAGCGGCUGGGGGAGAGGCUGCAGCAGCAGGGGAAUGCAGCCAACAAAUACCAGCAGCAGCUCACAACUGGCGGAGCUCAAGUGAAAGACAGGGUGUUGGAGACUUGGAAGGAGAGGGAGAAAGAGGAGGAAGACAAGGAGGUGGUUGUGGCCCCUUGCUCCCUAAAUCAAGCCUCAAACUCCCCUCCAGGGGUGGCCGAUAUGGCAAAUAACUCAGGGAGGGCCUCCGUGGAACAGAUGGAGAGCAGAGACAGCCGUGCUAGGUACAGCGCUAACAUUGCGUGUUUUAACCUCCCUUUCAAAGAGGACUUGAAAGGGAGCAAAGGAGCAUCCCAGUUGGCCAAAUCCCCAGGGAUAGAGGGGGAACUGACACCAGCGGUGCCCCAAGAUGGAGAAGGUGGACCAGGAAGGCACCACAGCGAGACGGACCUCAAAACGGGGGAUCUGGUUGCUGGGUGUGAGGCGUUCUCAUGGAAACAUGACACUUUGGUGGGAUCCCUGAGUGAGGGUUCCUGUAUCAGCUCUCCCCUGUCCUCAAAGUAUGGCUCCUCCCCCUUGUCGGCAAGACACUCCCAUAGUCAGCCCUCAGUAGUGGCCCUGCCGUCCCCCCAAAAUCCUUAUGAUAUCUCCCAUAAUGGAAGUUUCUGCUCUUGCAACUCCUGCUGUAGGACAAAUGGGGAAAGGGACACUGACAGAGAAGAUGGUGACCCCAUAGAGGUGUCUUCAGUGUCCUUCCUUGACCCCUGUGACCCGACUGGUGACAGGACCCAGAAGCUCUCAUCAUUGGCCGACACACAAGCUGAAGAUAAUGGAAACAAUGUUCUGAAGUUGCAGAGGAUCAUGGAGGAGCUCUUGUUGACUGAGAGGGAGUAUGUACGAUCUCUAGGUUACGUCCGAGAGCACUACUUCCCCGAGCUGGAGAGGCCUGACGUGCCUCAGGACCUAAGGGGCCAGAGGGGGAGCAUUUUCGGCAACCUGGAGAAGCUCCAUGACUUCCAUCGACACCACUUCCUGAAAGAGCUGGAGGGCUGCCUCCGAGAGCCCUUCAGGGUGGGACGCAGCUUCCUACGACAUAGAGAGAGCUUUGGUUUGUACGCCCUCUACAGCAAGAACAAACCCAAGUCAGACAGCUUACUUAUCGACCACGGCCAUGACUUCUUCAAGCAAAAACAGAUAGAGCUGGGCGACAAGAUGGACCUGUCAUCAUACCUGCUGAAGCCGGUGCAGCGGAUCAGCAAGUACAGCCUACUGCUGCAGGACAUGGUGAGGGAUUGCGGGCCCCACCGGGGCCGCGAGGAGACCGAAGUCAGGCGUGCCCUUGAAGUCAUCCAGUUCCAGUUGCGCCAUGGCAACAACCUGCUGGCCAUGGACGACAUACAGGACUGUGAUGUCAACCUGAAGGAGCAGGGGCAGCUGAUUCGUCAGGACGAGUUCCUGGUGUCCUUCAGGAAGAAGAAGUGUUUCCGCCACAUCUUCCUCUUCCAGGACCUCGUCCUCUUCAGCAAGACCAAGUGGACUGAUGUGGGCAAUGACACUUAUGUCUACAAACAGUCAUUUAAGACCUCUGACAUUGGGAUGACCCAUAACUCGGGGGACAGCGGGCUGUGCUUUGAGAUCUGGUUCCGAAGGAGGAAGUCCCAGGACACGUACACGCUGCAGGCCGGCAACAGUGAGGUGAAGGAUGCCUGGACCAAAGACCUUGAGCGCAUCCUCUGGGAGCAGGCUGUACACAAUAGAGAGAUUCGUAUGCAGGAGAGGGUGUUCAUGGGUAUCGGGAACAAGCCCUUCAUGGACAUCCAGCCUAGCGAUGCAGCCAUCAACGACAGGGCAGUCAAUUGUGCUCUGAUGGGAAGAGAAUCCAAGGCGUUGGCCUCCUCGGGGACGUCUAGCUCGCAGGGCGGGUGUCCUGUGCUGCGGCCUAACUCCAUUGGCUCGGGGAGCUGUUCGUCGUCUUCCGGCAGCCACUCCUCUUCGUCCUCUGGGAGAGGGUCCCUGUCGUCCGCCGUGGAGGGGUACCUGUGUGGCCCGAAGCGGAGGGGGGCGGGGGGUCCCGGGGGGUACUCCCCGUCCCCUGGGGUCCUGGAGGAGGAUGACAUGGACCAGGAGAGCGGAAGUCAGAAUCUACUGAUGAACAGCUCAGAGUCUUCAGGAGGGAGCGUGAGCGGCUUCAGCAGCUCCAGCCACAGCUGUCACUCCGCAAUUGGUAGAGAGGCGGAGGACGUCUCCUCCGUGUGCGCCUCCGUCGUCAGCCUGAAGGAGGUGCUAGCCCACAGACCCGAAGCCAACCUCCACAAGGCCAAGAGUCCCACCCGUUCCACAGAGAAAACCACCUCGCCCUCGCUCCCACGCAGACCACCAGCCAUGACCAAGGAUCCACCUAAGGUUCAAAAUGGGGCCAUUGGAAAGUCAACUGAGGUUUGAGCUCUGAGUUUGAAUUGGACCUAUCGACAACAGAAGGACACCAUGAACUGUGUCACUGUAUAAAAGGGACUAUCAUAUGACUCUUAUGUGACAGUUACUGUACUCUACUUUUUCUAUUCUUUUUUUAUCUGACCAUUAAAAUGUGCUGUAUUUCACAUAUGUUCUUAUAUUGUUUUGCAACUUAAACAUCUGCGUCUGAAUUGUGUUUGCGUUGUGUAAGACAAGUACAUUCAACAUGUAAUUAACCUUAAUGUUAUCUCAGAUUCAAUAGAUUACAAUACAAUACGGUCCCUCUUUAAACAAUCUACAACUUAGCCUUUAUGUAACACAUUACAUUACUUUUCCUAUUUGGGGCCUUUCCUUAAGACUAGCAAUGUCACAUGUAAUGUCAUCAUAUGCAUUGUACAAUGUCACCCUAAAUAAAGCACAGCUUUUUAGGGGAUUGACAAAAUAAGUUAUAGUGAAUUGCAAAAUAUGACAAAGAAAUUGUUGCACGUACCUGUCCUUGAGCGUGCUCUGACCUGGAGCGAUAGGUGUGAAUGUCAUGCCAGGCCAAGAGAAUGUUUUCUGCCAAGCUAAACCAAUAACACAUGAUCUCAGUAAACUGUGCCGGUAACCUUUUCAUAAAUACAGUGGUGAAUCAACCAAUAAAUCAACUUCAACUCUCUUUUUAUGUAUACUGAAAAAAAAUAUAAACGCAAUAUGUAAACUGUUGGUGCCAUGUUUCAUCAGCUGAAGUAAAUGAUCACAGAGAUUUUCCAUACGCACUAAAGCUUAUUUCUCUCGGAUUUUGUGCACAAAUGUGUUUACAGUCCUGUUAGUGAGCAUUUCUCUUUUUCCAAUAUAAUCCAUCCACCUGACAGGUGUGUGAUAUCAAGAAGCUGAUUAAACAGAAGUAUCAUUACACAGGUGCACCUUAUGCUGGGGACAAUAAAAGGCCACUCUAAAAUGUGCAGUUUUGUCACACAACACAAUGCCACCGAUGUCUCAAGUUAUGAUGGAGCAUCCAGUUGGCAUGCUGACUGCAGGAAUGUCCACCAGAGCUGAUGCCAGAGAAUUUCCCUACCAUAAGCCGCCUCCAAAAUCGUUUUAGAGCAUUUGGCAGUACGUCCAACUGGCAUCACAACCGCAGACCACGUAUCCACUUACAGCCCAGGACCUCCACAUCCGGCUUCUUCACCUGCGGUAUCGGCUGAGGCCAAUCACCCGGACAGCUUUCUUCACCUGCGGUAUCGGCUGAGGCCAAUCACCCGGACAGCUGAGGAGUUUUUCUGUGUGUAAUAAAGCCCUUUUGUGGGGAAUAACCCAUUCUGAUUGGCUGGGCCAGCUCCCCAGUGGGUGGGCCUGGCUCCCAAGUGGGUGGGCCUAUGCCCUCCCAGGCACACCCAAGGCUAGGCCCAUGCUCAGUCAUGUGAAAUCCAUAGAUUAGGGCCGAAUCAAUUGGUUUCAAUUGACUGAUUUCUUUAUAUGAACUGUAACUCGUUGAAAAUGUUGCAUGUUGCAUUUAUAUUUUUGUUCAGUAUAGAUAUGUUUUUUUAAUGUUUUUUUUUUACAUAUGCUCUUAUUACAUGAAAUAUGCAGUUCUGGCAUUACAUUACAUUUACACCUGCCAUGCUUCAGACCAGAACUACACCCUAGGUAUGGUGCAUCACGUGUAAUAACAAUAUUACAAUAGCCAAAACUUGCUAACUAAUUUAAGCAAUUUGAUCGACAAACAUUGUUGUAUCAAAUGUGCAAGACCAAACAUCUUUUAACAGCAGAACCAUACAUUGGUUCCAUGCCUUCCAUUCAGUAGGAAAGCCAUGACAAAAUCUGUCCAUGAUUUUUAAAUGUCAUGUUGAAGAGAGCUUAUCAACUAAAUUAAAUUAACGUUAACUGGUGCUUCCUCGUAAUGUGUUUUAUUGGAUUUUACUAGUACAAUUAUAAGCACAGUAUUGCACUGUUAUGACAGUAUGGCUAGCCUCGUAACAAGUUCAUAAGGCUGUCCGAGACUAAUGAGCCUUUCUCACUUUGAUUCCUCAACAUUAACAUCUUUUUACUCUUAUUUCCAUGUUGUUAGCUACGUUUUAUGUAUUAAAUUAUGAAACUGGUCAAAAUAUUUA